CCCGCCCAUUUACCGUCACUGUACGGAAGCUAAUUCAUUACAGAGCAUUAUAGCACAUACACAUCUGUUAGAGAGAGACAUUUGUAUAAAAAAGUAAAUUGUAUUUAUAUGUAAUACGCAGUUGCCUUCCUAAACUGGAAUUAUUUUAUAAAAUCAGUGCAGCAGGCGAAUCAUUUAUUGGUGACACAUUAUGAAAGCUCUGAUUCUUGUUGGUGGCUAUGGCACAAGGUUACGGCCGCUCACCCUCACUGUCCCCAAACCACUGGUGGAGUUCUGCAACAAACCCAUUCUGCUACAUCAGGUGGAAGCUUUAGUCAAGGCUGGAGUCAGUCAUGUCAUUUUGGCGGUGAGUUACAUGUCAGAGCUGUUGGAACGAGAGAUGAGAGCUCAGGAAGAAAGACUUGGAAUAAAAAUCUCUCUUUCACAUGAAAAUGAACCUUUAGGCACUGCUGGUCCUUUGGCUUUAGCCCGUGACCUGUUGACAGACAGCGAGGAACCUUUCUUUGUCCUUAAUAGUGAUGUCAUCUGUGAUUUUCCCUUUGGAGACAUGUUGAAGUUCCAUCAGCAGCAUGGCAGGGAGGGCACAAUUGUUGUCACUAAAGUGGAAGAGCCGUCCAAGUAUGGUGUGGUUGUUUAUGAAGGGGACACUGGCAGAAUACACCGCUUUGUAGAAAAACCACAAGUGUUUGUUUCCAACAAAAUCAAUGCUGGGAUGUACAUCUUCAGCCCUGCCAUGCUGAGAAGAAUUCAGCUGCGGCCGACUUCCAUUGAAAAGGAAAUCUUUCCUGUCAUGGCAGAGGAGGAACACCUUUAUGCCAUGGAGCUGCAAGGGUUCUGGAUGGACAUUGGUCAGCCCAAGGACUUCCUGACAGGAAUGUGCAUGUACCUGCAGUCUGUUCGUCAACAGGCCCCUGAAAGGCUCCACAACGGACCAGGUUUCCUUGGAAAUGUUCUUGUGGACCCAACAGCAGUGAUUGGGAAGAACUGUACCAUCGGGCCAAAUGUGACAAUUGGAGCCGGUGUGGUUCUGGAGGACGGUGUAAGAAUAAAGCGUUGUACUGUUCUGAAGGGGGCACACAUACGCUCACACUCCUGGCUGGAGUCAUGCAUCAUUGGAUGGAGCUCAUCCGUGGGGCAGUGGGUCCGGAUGGAGAAUGUGACAGUUUUGGGGGAGGAUGUCAUUGUGAAUGAUGAACUGUACAUCAACGGUGCCAAUGUUCUGCCUCACAAGUCCAUUACAGACUCUGUUCCUGAACCACGAAUCAUCAUGUGAACCUGCCUUACACAGCUCUCCCAAAGUUCCAGAGUGUGUUUGGCAAAAAAACUCUGGAUCACAAAAGAGCAAUGGCUGAGAUGGGAAUGAGAUAUGUGAAGUUUUCAAGAAUGCAUUUAGAGAUGGUGGUAUUUAAAACUGUUGCUGCAGGUAGAUUACAUCUAAAAGUAGAUGUUCUCAAGUCAAGUCAAGUGUUGCAUUACACAGUUCUAGCCCGUCAAGUGCCAUUUUUAAGUGUCCUCUAUUACUGACAAUACGAUAACAUAACAAAUGUUAUUUUCUCAAGUAGUCUUCUGGUUUAGCCUGCUUUAUGUACAUUUUGUUGCUUAUGAGACAGCACUAGGCUUACCAGUAAGUGUUUCUAUUCUUUAGAAAAGAAUCCUUGUAAAGCUUUUGCAAUUCUCUUAAAUGGUGUGCCUGUAGAAUGAAUGAAAUAUACAAUGUUUCAGAUACAUGAUGCACUAAACGGCUGAUAUUUAUACACACACAUAAGAGUUACUAAACAUGUAUGAUACAAAUCAAUUUGUCUAAAUAUGCACAAACAAUGCCAUUUCUAGAAAUGUCAUUAGUACUUCCUGUGCAGAUGAACCAACAGAAAAACAGACAGUGAUGAAGUAAUGCAUCAAAGUAAUGCAUUCAUGCUGUGUACACAAAUGAAGAUUUUUUUGAUACAUUAUUUUCUAUCAAAUUAAUAUAAAUGUAAUUGGGGCAGUCAUAGCCUAGUGGGACAAAAGUCGGGCUUGUAACCUGAGAGUAGCCUGGCAAGUUGUGACUGAGUUGACCUUGAGCAAACAUGUCACUUUAACACAUUAAGCGUGUCUCUUUCUUAUGAGCUGUUUUUAUACUUGACCAUAAUUCAAAUUUUUAAAUUCAGAAUUCUUUAAAACCUAAAUAAAAUAAUCACUAUACCAUUCUUUA
Misgurnus anguillicaudatus (oriental weatherfish) is the source of this 2191-nucleotide messenger RNA. RefSeq names its product GDP-mannose pyrophosphorylase B (gene gmppb). Gene Ontology annotation, molecular function: mannose-1-phosphate guanylyltransferase (GTP) activity; GTP binding. NCBI's taxonomy places the organism in Eukaryota, Metazoa, Chordata, Actinopteri, Cypriniformes, Cobitidae. The record is from RefSeq and is a predicted model, not a curated record. Gene Ontology annotation, biological process: GDP-mannose biosynthetic process.